Mus musculus (house mouse) is the source of this 1538-nucleotide messenger RNA. It is a transcript of the gene Sat1, whose product is annotated as spermidine/spermine N1-acetyl transferase 1. The coding region runs from base 883 to 1173 and encodes 96 amino acids. Gene Ontology annotation, molecular function: identical protein binding; acyltransferase activity, transferring groups other than amino-acyl groups; diamine N-acetyltransferase activity. The record is from RefSeq and is a predicted model, not a curated record. Gene Ontology annotation, biological process: polyamine metabolic process; polyamine biosynthetic process; polyamine catabolic process. Gene Ontology annotation, cellular component: cytosol. The transcript is spliced from 6 exons. NCBI's taxonomy places the organism in Eukaryota, Metazoa, Chordata, Mammalia, Rodentia, Muridae.
GCGCAGUUUCCCCGAAGUAAGUUUGCCAGUUUUCUGUCUUAUACUGAGGUUCGCCGGGUCAUGGUGCCAGCCUGACUGAGAAGAGGACGCUCCCGGGAAACGAAUGAGGAACCACCUCCUCCUGCUGUUCAAGUACAGGGGCCUGGUGCGCAAAGGGAAGAAAAGCAAAAGACGAAAAUGGCUAAAUUUAAGAUCCGUCCAGCCACUGCCUCUGACUGCAGUGACAUCCUGCGACUGAUCAAGGAACUGGCUAAAUAUGAAUACAUGGAAGAUCAAGUCAUUUUAACUGAGAAAGAUCUCCAAGAGGAUGGCUUUGGAGAACACCCCUUCUACCACUGCCUGGUUGCAGAAGUGCCUAAAGAGCACUGGACCCCUGAAGGUAACCCCUGAUCCCUGUCGAGAAGCCAGAGAGAACUAAUGUUAUAUCAAACCCGUAGAGCCUACUGGGCAGAACCCGUGACUACGCGGGCAGAGGUUACUGAGGAGCUGGCUGGAAAUAACAACCAGCCAGUGUGCAAAUGACUGAGGAAAAAAAAUAUAUGUGUAGUGUACUUUCUAAUAGGGCGGGUUAUGAGAGAGCUGUUUGAGCAAGUAUCAAAGUUCUGUAGAAACCCGGAAAAGUUAGUUAUAAUGUCAUUUGUUGUAAUUCCGUUUCAUAAAAUGGUUUUUGUUUGACCCUAACCUAACUUUUUUUUUUUUUGUAAUUGUGUUAAAUCACAUUUUUUUCUUUAAUUUGUCCCAAUCUUCAGGUUACAGUCUCUAGCUUCGCCAUGUACAUGGCCCUUCUGUGUACAUGGAUGGGCGGGGAGGUAACUAAAAGACCCUUUACACAAUAAAGUAGAUGAUCAUGAUAAAUGAGGACAUAGCAUUGUUGGGUUCGCCAUGUACUAUUUUACCUAUGACCCAUGGAUUGGCAAGUUGCUGUAUCUUGAAGACUUCUUCGUGAUGAGUGAUUACAGAGGCUUUGGUAUAGGAUCAGAAAUUUUGAAGAAUCUAAGCCAGGUUGCCAUGAAGUGUCGCUGCAGCAGUAUGCACUUCUUGGUAGCAGAAUGGAAUGAACCAUCUAUCAACUUCUACAAAAGAAGAGGUGCUUCGGAUCUGUCCAGUGAAGAGGGAUGGAGGCUCUUCAAGAUUGACAAAGAGUACUUGCUAAAAAUGGCAGCAGAGGAGUGAGGCGUGCCGGUGUAGACAAUGACAACCUCCAUUGUGCUUUAGAAUAAUUCUCAGCUUCCCUUGCUUUCUAUCUUGUGUGUAGUGAAAUAAUAGAGCGAGCACCCAUUCCAAAGCUUUAUUACCAGUGACGUUGUUGCAUGUUUGAAAUUCGGUCUGUUUAAAGUGGCAGUCAUGUAUGUGGUUUGGAGGCAGAAUUCUUGAACAUCUUUUGAUGAAGAACAAGGUGGUAUGAUCUUACUAUAUAAGAAAAACAAAACUUCAUUCUUGUGAGUCAUUUAAAUGUGUACAAUGUACACACUGGUACUUAGAGUUUCUGUUUUGAUUCUUUUUUUUUUAAAUAAACUACUCUUUGAUUUAAAUAUUCA